Messenger RNA from Alosa sapidissima (American shad), 1009 nucleotides. It is a transcript of the gene lim2.2, whose product is annotated as lens intrinsic membrane protein 2.2. Bases 55 to 687 code for a protein of 210 amino acids. Gene Ontology annotation, molecular function: structural constituent of eye lens. NCBI's taxonomy places the organism in Eukaryota, Metazoa, Chordata, Actinopteri, Clupeiformes, Clupeidae. The transcript is spliced from 5 exons. The record is from RefSeq and is a predicted model, not a curated record. Gene Ontology annotation, cellular component: plasma membrane.
GCCGCCUGUGUUAUCGAUGCGUCGUGGGUUUAAGCAAAUUCAGCCUCUAGCACCAUGGCAUUGCUGCCGCUGUUUCUGUUUGUGUUUGAAAACGACGGAGAUGACAGUUUAACACAAUGGGUCAGAUUGUUCUCGGAGGACUGUGCUAUCCCAGGUCUCCCCUUGAUGUUGUACACGUGGGCAGGUGGGGGCACACUCUGUGGUGUGGCUGCCCUGGUGCUGCUCAUAGUUUCCACGGCGACCGACUUCUGGAUGCAGUACCGUUACUCGGGCAACUUGGCCAACCAGGGACUGUGGAGAUUCUGCAUCAACAACAAGUGCCAUGCUCACACUCUCACUGUGGCUUUCUGGGACGCCACGCGUGCCUUCAUGCUGCUCUCCAUCCUGAGCUGCUUUGCUGGAGUGGUGCUCGGCCUCAGCGCCUUCAGUGGAGCCAAGAGCAGGAGAGUGCGGACCGGAGGCAUCGCCCUGCUGCUGUCAGGUUUUCUAGCGCUGCUGGCUUUGGCAAUCUACACGGGGGUGACGGUGAACUUCUUUGGCAAGCGCUACAUCGACUGGCGAUUCUCCUGGUCCUACAUCCUGGGCUGGCUGGGCAUCAUCCUCUCCUUCACCGCUGGUGGGUUUCAGCUCUGUGCCUAUCAGAGGAAUACAGCAGAACCUCCACCACCAGACCUAUCAGACAGCUGAGCGCACACACACACACACACACACACACACAAACAAACACACACAUACACACACACACACACAAAUAAACAAACACAGACAGACACACAGACACACACACAUAGACACAUACACAUAAUCACAAAAACACAAACACACACUCUCUCAUCAGUGCCCUGCUGUUAUGGGAGCAGGUAGCAACUCUCAAUCUUUGAUGCUCUGAGGAGACUGCUGUCUACCCACUGAAACACUGCUGGUAUGGUGAAGCAGGGUCCAGACUCCACGACUGUAAAUGAGCAAGCAUGAAAAACAAAAAACAUUAAAAAAUAUGUUUUGGACAUCU